AUGGCCCAGAGGCUGUGGGUGAGCCGUCUGCUGCGGCAUCGGAAAGCCCAGCUCCUGUUGGUCAACCUGCUGACCUUCGGCCUGGAGGUGUGCCUGGCCGCAGGUAUCACCUACGUGCCGCCCUUGCUGCUGGAAGUGGGGGUAGAGGAGAAGUUCAUGACCAUGGUGCUGGGCAUCGGGCCAGUGCUGGGCCUCAUCUCGGUCCCACUCCUAGGCUCAGCCAGUGACCACUGGCGCGGGCGCUAUGGUCGCCGGAGGCCCUUCAUCUGGGCCCUGUCCCUAGGCGUCCUCCUGAGCCUCUUCCUCAUCCCGAGGGCCAGCUGGCUGGCGGGGCUGCUGUGCCCGGAUACCAGGCCCCUGGAGCUGGCACUGCUGAUCCUGGGUGUGGGGCUGCUGGACUUCUGCGGCCAGGUGUGCUUCACUCCACUGGAGGCCCUGCUGUCCGACCUCUUCCGGGACCCAGACCACUGUCGCCAGGCCUUCUCCGUCUACGCCUUCAUGAUCAGCCUUGGGGGCUGCCUGGGCUACCUCCUGCCUGCAAUCGACUGGGACGCCAGUGCCCUGGCCCCCUACCUGGGCACCCAGGAGGAGUGCCUCUUUGGCUUGCUCGCUCUCAUCUUCCUCACUUGCGUGGCGGCCACGCUGUUUGUGGCCGAGGAGGCGGCGCUGGGUCCGGCUGAGCCAGCGGAAGGGCUGUUGGUCCCCUCCGUGCCGCCGCGCUGCUGCCCAUGCCACACCCGCCUGGCCUUCCGGAACCUGGGCGCCCUGUUUCCCCGGCUGCACCAGCUCUGCUGCCGUGUGCCUCGCACCCUGCGCAGACUCUUUGUGGCCGAACUGUGCAGCUGGAUGGCAUUCAUGACCUUCACGCUGUUUUACACGGACUUCGUGGGCGAGGGGCUGUACCAGGGUGUGCCCCGGGCUGAGCCAGGCACUGAGGCACGGAGACACUACGAUGAAGGGGUCCGGAUGGGCAGCCUGGGGCUGUUCCUGCAGUGUGCCAUUUCCCUGCUCUUCUCUCUGGUCAUGGACCGGCUGGUGCAGCGAUUCGGCACCCGGGCAGUCUAUUUGGCCAGCGUGGUGGCCUUCCCUGUUGCUGCCGGCACCAUGUGCCUGUCCCGCAGUGUGGCCGUGGUGACCGCCUCGGCUGCCCUCACCGGGUUCACCUUCUCCGCCCUGCAGAUCCUGCCCUACACACUAGCCUCCCUCUACCACCGCGAGAAGCAGGUUUUCCUGCCCAAGUACCGAGGAGACGCUGGAAGCAGUGCCAGUGAGGACAGCCUGAAGACCAGCUUCCCACCGGGCCCCAAGGCCGGAUCUCCCUUCCCCAACGGACACAUGGGUGCCGGAGGCGGCGGCCUCCUCCCGUCUCCACCCGUGCUCUGUGGGGCCUCUGCCUGCGAUGUCUCCAUGCGGGUGGUGGUCGGCGAGCAGCCUGAGGCCAGGGUUCUUCCGGGCCGGGGCAUCUGCCUGGACCUUGCCAUCCUGGACAGUGCCUUCCUGCUGUCCCAGGUGGCCCCGUCCCUGUUCAUGGGCUCCAUUGUUCAGCUCAGCCAGUCUGUCACUGCCUACAUGGUGUCGGCUGCAGGCCUUGGUUUGGUGGCCAUUUAUUUUGCUACACAGGUAGUAUUUGAUAAGAGCGACUUGGCCAAAUACUCGGUGUAG
Molecule: messenger RNA, 1662 nt
Organism: Puma concolor (puma)
Lineage: Eukaryota; Metazoa; Chordata; Mammalia; Carnivora; Felidae
Source: RefSeq, a predicted model, not a curated record